CCAUUAUCUUCGAAUGAUUGAAAUACCGAAGUGAGUUGUAAACCGUAUUACAAAUAUCAGAUUUAUUUCAUUGGAAAUAAAUGGAUAUAGAAACAUAUUAAUUUAUUUGAUAACAUCAAUCUACAUUAUUUUGAUUCUCCUUGAACGCCCUUUUGAUGUUGAGCAUUAGUUCUACCAAGUGAAAGUUGAAAAUCUACGUUGAAAUGGAUACCAAGAAGGCGACUGAUAAUGAGAAUGUGGCCAAGUGUCAAGAAGGGAUGUUCAUCUGCAGGCUGUGCAGGAAAAUAUUUGAAACAGCAAUAAAAUUAAGAAUUCAUAUGUUUUCGCAUUGUGCAAAACUUCGUACAAAGUGUAUUUAUUGUCAGCACAAUUUUAAAGAUUGGAGACAUUUGAUAACACAUAUGGAAUCGAUACACCAAAUGACGUUGGAGGAUAUAGUAGACUGCAUAGAGAAACAGAACGUACAUAAAACAAGAGAAGAUGAAACAGAAAAUGAAUUAGAUGAAAACAGUAUGCAGUGUUUGUGUAAUUUAUGUGGGCAGAGAUUCUAUAGCAGAAAGAUUUUAUUGGAUCAUAUGAGAAAAACACAUCCACAGAAGCAGCAAUAUUUUUGUGGUAUUUGCCAGAAAGGAUUUGCUCAUUCCUGGCCUUUGAAAUUGCAUUUGAACUCUCAUAGUAAUGUCCGUUAUGACUGCACGAUAUGUGGUAGAAGUUUUCUUCAGAAGAGAUCUUUGCGGAAUCACAUGAAAUAUCACACAAUUACGGGAAACAUUGACAGUACUGGUAGUAGUAUGGAUAAAACAGAAGGAAAACGAUUUGACCAUGUGGAGGGAGAGAACAACUGCAACGAAAACAUAGCAAAGAAGCAACAUUUUGCCUGUGAAGUUUGUUGUAGAGUCUUUGCUAAUUCUGAAUUUUUGGAAAAACAUAUAAGUUCAUAUGGAAAACGUCACUAUAAUUGCAAGAUAUGUGGUAAAAGUUUUCAUUGUGAACAAACCAUGCGUAAGCAUAAGAAGUCUCACACUUCAAAGGAAUAUGAUGGUUGUGCCGAAAAGAAUAAAGCAUCAGAAGUAGGAAUCCCACCUGAUCAUGUAAAGAAGAAUACUUGCAAUAAAAAAGUUGUAAAAAGUAUUGAAGAAGAUAAUGUAGAUUUGUCAUCUGUGAAAAGUAAAGAAUGUGAUGAGAAAGCCUGUAAAGUUGAAGGCACUACAACAGGUACGGUACUUAAUCAAGUAAAGAAAGAUUACGGCAAUGAAAAUGUUGAAAGGAAUAUUGAAGAAGAUAAUUUAGAUUUGCUUUCUAUGAGAAGUAAAGAGUCAAAUGGUACAGUCCAUAAAAUUAAGAACACGGCAGUAGAAAUCCCACUUGAUAAUAUAGCUAAAGAUGAUGGUAAUGAAAAGAUUGAAAGGCAUUUUGAAGAAGAUAAUUUAGAUUCAUUUUCUGUGAGAAGUAGAGAACCAAAUGACGUGACCCAUGUAGGUAAGAGGGAGGACACCACAAUACGCAUCCCACCUGAUCAUGUUAAAAAAGAUGAUUGCAACGAAAAGAAUUGUGAAGAAGAUGAUUUUGAUUUGUUUUUCAAGAAGGAUAAAAACCUGUACACAUGUUUCCAUUGCAACCAGGUGUAUAGUGCAUUCCAGAGAUUAGAGAAUCAUAUAAAAACUCAUUGGGAUGUCAAACCUUACAGAUGCCAAAUUUGUGGAACUACGUUCAGAAAUGCACGCAACUGUAAAAGGCACACGCGCAUUCAUAUAAGAGGUUUACUUUAUACAUGUGAUAAAUGUGGAGAGUCGUUUCAAUUACACAAGUUCUUAAAAGAACACAUUAAAGAUGUUCACGGAGAAAUGUCUGUGACAUGCAAGUUUUGUAGGAAAGUGUUCACGAGGGAGGCAUUGAAAGAGCAUAUGAAGAUGCACGGCAAGAAAGACAUUACGUGUAGAAUCUGCAGUAAAUCAUUCAUUAGGCUUGACAAAUUGUAUAGUCAUAUGGCUAUCCAUUCCGAUGAAAGGUCUCACAAAUGUGACAUGUGUAGCAAAACGUAUAAGAGUUACACCGAUUUAAGACACCACCACAGAAAGGUGCAUACAAAUCAGAGAAAAUACAGGCAGUGUGAUGUUUGUGGAAAAUCAGUUGCAUCUAAUAGUUUAAGACAACACAUGAAAAGUCACACUGAUGUGAAAACAUUUCAGUGUGAAGUAUGUUCCAAGUUUUUUAAGAUGAAGCAUCAGCUGAAGAGCCAUUUAUUAACCCAUGACGAUUCAAGAGAGCAUAUAUGUGAGAUAUGUGGAUUCAGAUGUAAAUGGGCACAUAUUCUGAGAAACCAUCUGAAAACAAAACAUAAAAGUAAAGGGAGCAAGACUGACCGUAAAGCAGUUAUAAAGUGAAACGUGAGAGACUACAUUUGAGUUAUAGUAAAAACUAAUUAAUGUCGUAUCUAUUCCAUCAGCUUGCGGAUGAUACUGGCAAAGUUGUGAAAGUGUCAUUGUGCUUAGUUUCAACGAUGUCAUCCCCCUAUAUUAUGGGUUAGGUGUAAAACUAUUAGUGAGGCACGAUCUAAAUCACUAUUUAAUGAAUUUGGAAUGUGACUUGUCUGUGUGACGAAGUUUUCAUUCUUGCAAAGACUAGAAAAGGUGGUAAAAUAACCUCUACGAGGCAGAGAGGGUAACAUUGUUUUGUUCAUGGUCUGCCUUUUUAAUUCAGCUGUCACGUAGUGACAAGGUGAGCUUUUGUGAUCACCCGUCGUCCGUCCGUCCGUCCGUGCGUCCGUCAACAAUUUCUUGUCUGCACAAUAGCGGUUUCAUUUAUGAUUUUAUUUUAACCAAACUUGCACACAACUUGUAUCACCAUAAGAUCACGGUUCCUUUCUUGAACUGGCCUUAUCUCAUUAUGGGUUCCGGAGUUAUGGCCCCUGAAAGGGCCAAAAUUAAUUAUUGUUACCUUGUCUGCACAAUAGCAGCUUUAUUUAUGAUUUGAUUUUUACCAAACUGGCACACAACUUGUAUCACCGUAAGAUCUCGGUUCCUUCCUUGAACUGGCCAGAUUCCAAUAUGGGUUCCAGAGUUAUGGCCCCUGAAAAUUCCAGAAUUAGUUAUUUUGACCUUGUCUGCACAAUAGCAGCUUCAUUUAUGAUUUUAUUUUAACCAAACUUGCACACAACUUGUAUCACCAUAAGAUCUUGGUUCCUUUCUUGAAGUGGCCAGAUUCCGUUAUGUGUUCCAGAGUGAUGGCCCCUGAAAGGGCCAGAAUUAGCUAUUUUGACCUUGUCUGCACAAUAGCAGUUUCAUUUAUGAUUUGAAUUUAAUCAAACUUGCACAAAACUUGUGUCACCAUAAGAUCUCAGUUCCUUUUUUGAACCGGCCAGAUCCCAUAAUGGGUUCCAGAGUUAUGGCCCCUGAAAGGGCCAAAAUUAGCUUUAAUCAAAGUUGCACACAACUUGUAUCACCACCAGAUCUUGUUUCCUUUCUUCAACUGGCCAGAUUUAAUCAUGGGUUCCAGAGUUAUGGCCCCUUAAAAGUCCAAAAUUGGCUAUUUUAGCUUUUGCAGCCAUAUAGAGACUUCAUUUAUGGUUUUUAUUGAUACAAACUUCAAUAUCUUCAACAACAAUAAAUCUUGGAUUCCAUGGCAAAUAGAUCCAAUCGUAGGUUCCAGAGUUAUUUUGUAUCUGAUUACCUCCCCUGAUUGUAAUAAAAAAGGAUUUAUAUCAGUAAGUACUUAUAGGACUUAUUUGAAAUUUCAUUAUUAUUAUUAGUUGGACUGAAACAAUCAGGGUAGAUAACUAUGAACUGAUUUUAUGGCAAAUUACCUCCCUUUAUUUCAAAUUAAAAUAGGUAUAUAUCCAUAACUAAUGAAGAUACUGAUCUGAAAUUUCAUUUAUGUCAACAGAUUUAUUUGGCAGAUCCUUCUUUUGUUCACUUACAAUAUUUUUUUUUAAUUACUUCCCUUUUAUGUUACUAUAAAUAGCUUAUUUUUAGUAACUUUUUUAUUUUUGGCCAUAGGGAAAAACCGAGACCACUUUUCUGUGGUACAACAUGGAUGGUACAUCCAAUUUUUAGGUGUUUUUUGACAUAUCUGUAACUUUUAAGAUUUUUUUUUCUUUUUGGUUAAAUUUCUUCCCUUUGUUGUUCCUGUCCUUUGGACUUAGAUUUUUUUUCUGAGGACCUUCUUGUCCUCAAGUGCAAUGAUAACAGGUGAGCGAUAUAGGGCCAUCAUGGCCCUCUUGUUUUGUUCAUGGUCU
Mercenaria mercenaria is the source of this 4234-nucleotide messenger RNA. Its product is annotated as zinc finger protein 62-like. The coding region runs from base 204 to 2384 and encodes 726 amino acids. The transcript is spliced from 2 exons. Gene Ontology annotation, molecular function: RNA polymerase II cis-regulatory region sequence-specific DNA binding; DNA-binding transcription factor activity. Gene Ontology annotation, biological process: regulation of transcription by RNA polymerase II. Lineage: Eukaryota; Metazoa; Mollusca; Bivalvia; Venerida; Veneridae. The record is from RefSeq and is a predicted model, not a curated record.